AUGUUCCAGUCAAAGCUCCUGUGUGUACAUUUUGUUGUGCUGAUCUCUGUUUUUUCUAAAACAGAUGGAUAUUACGAGUAUCAGACGCAUGAAUGCGUCUUCAGCUCCAGGGAUCUGAAAGACGUAGAAUUUGUUCUCUCUUUGGUUUUUAACAAAUUCAUAUAUCUCCAGUUCAACAGCACAGUUGGCAAGUUUGUGGGAUUCAAUAAAUUUGGACAGUUUAAUGCAGAUCUUAAGAACAAUAACUCUGCCGAACUCCAGCAGUGGAAAGGUGAAGUGGACAGAUACUGCAGGCAUAAUGAUGAAAUUUUUUUCUCAGCAAUUCUUGAAAAAGCAGUACCCCCAAAGGUCCAUGUGAGAUCACUCAGAAAGGGCAGUGGAACACAUCCUGCCAUGUUGAUGUGCAGUGCCUAUGACUUCUACCCCAAACAAAUCCAACUGACCUGGUUAAAGGAUGGUAAACCAAUGACCUCUGAUGUGACCUCCACUGAGGAGAUGGCUGAUGGUGAUUGGUUCUAUCAGGUUCAUUCCCACCUAGAGCACAUUCCCAAAUCAGGAGAGAAGAUCUCUUGCAUGGUGGAGCAUGCCAGCCUCACUAAACCCAUGAUAUAUGACUUGGAAUCCUCUGUGUUGGAAAGUGACACCAAUAAGAUUGCUAUUGGAGCAUCUGGACUUGUGCUGGGGGUCAUCCUAGCAGCUGCUGGAUUGAUCUACUACAAGAAGAAGGCCACAGGACGGAUCUUGGUGCCACAUUAAGAGCUGUUAUUGAUUCAAGGAUCUUCUGAAGAACCGCUCCUGUCUAUCAGCUAUGCACCUAUUUACCAAACUGUAAAAUCGAAUGUGAAACAGCACC
Chanos chanos (milkfish) is the source of this 853-nucleotide messenger RNA. Its product is annotated as H-2 class II histocompatibility antigen, E-S beta chain-like. The record is from RefSeq and is a predicted model, not a curated record. The coding region runs from base 1 to 756 and encodes 251 amino acids. Lineage: Eukaryota; Metazoa; Chordata; Actinopteri; Gonorynchiformes; Chanidae. Gene Ontology annotation, biological process: immune response; antigen processing and presentation. Gene Ontology annotation, cellular component: MHC class II protein complex; membrane. The transcript is spliced from 6 exons.